Messenger RNA from Dipodomys spectabilis (banner-tailed kangaroo rat), 810 nucleotides. RefSeq names its product protein AMN1 homolog. The record is from RefSeq and is a predicted model, not a curated record. The transcript has 2 exons. NCBI's taxonomy places the organism in Eukaryota, Metazoa, Chordata, Mammalia, Rodentia, Heteromyidae. Gene Ontology annotation, cellular component: SCF ubiquitin ligase complex. Gene Ontology annotation, biological process: SCF-dependent proteasomal ubiquitin-dependent protein catabolic process. The coding region runs from base 1 to 639 and encodes 212 amino acids.
AUGGAAGAGAAUUCCCCACUUUUUAAGGAGUCAUGGCUGAUGGAAAAAUACCAAGGGAAAGGUAGAACACGGAAGAGCCAAGGGCAUGAAAUGGGCCAGAUAGAAUGCAGAAGUGAGUCAAGUGUGCAAAAUGGGCCAAAUAGAAUGUGGAGCUGCCCCAGAGAAGUGCCAUCCCAAGGAAUAAAAGCUGUGGCUGCAUCUUGCUCUUACUUGCAUGAGAUUUCUUUGAAAAGAUGCUGCGGCCUCACUGAUGAAGGUGUCCUUGCACUUGCGCUCAACUGCUGGCUGCUGAAGAUCAUUGACUUAGAUGGAUGCUUGAGUAUUACUGACAUGGCCUUACAUGCUCUAGGACAAAACUGUUCCUUUUUGCAAUGCGUUGACUUUUCUGCCAGCCAGGUCUCUGAGAGUGGUGUGCUUGUGUUGGUUAGUGGACCAUGUGUUAAGAAGGUAGAGGAGAUUCACAUGGGGCACUGUGUUAAUCUGACAGAUGAUGCUGUGGAAGCUGUUCUUACCUACUGCCCCCAGAUUUGCAUAUUGUGCUUCCAUGGAUGCCCCCUGAUAACAGAUCAUUCACGAGAAGUCUUGGACCAGUUAGUAGGCCCAAACAAACUAAAGCAAGUAUUGUGGACUGUGUACUGAGGUUAUGGAAAUUUGUCAAACAAUGAAAGCUGGACUCCGUUUUCCAGAUAGGGUCAAUAGAUAUCUGCUGCCCACUUAAUUUAGCAUUACUUCAUGACUAUUGUGUUAUUUAAGCUAUACUCUCAGAGAGUAGACUAAAUCCCCAUGAUAGUAGUUUGUGCUGUAAAGCUA